Messenger RNA from Labeo rohita (rohu), 3604 nucleotides. Its product is annotated as ankyrin repeat and LEM domain-containing protein 2. The coding region runs from base 314 to 2476 and encodes 720 amino acids. Lineage: Eukaryota; Metazoa; Chordata; Actinopteri; Cypriniformes; Cyprinidae. Gene Ontology annotation, biological process: negative regulation of phosphorylation. Gene Ontology annotation, cellular component: endoplasmic reticulum. The transcript has 13 exons. The record is from RefSeq and is a predicted model, not a curated record. Gene Ontology annotation, molecular function: protein phosphatase 2A binding.
GGCGCCCUCUGCUGGAUCCCGCCGGCACAUGCGCAGUGCGGCGUUAGCGCUCCUCCCUCCGCGGCGGCGUCUCUUCACUUCUGUUUGUAAAAUAAAACACGAUUCAUUAUAUUUAGCAUAGUCAUGUGUUCAUUAGCGGUUGAUGUGAAGUUCGGAAGGGUCUGGGAUCAUCAGCGCGUGUUUGUUUGGUUCUGUGGACGCGUUUGGACUCGACAGUGACGCGUUUGUCAGUAAAUGUGUUCGAGUUCUGGAUCAUUGUCGGACUUUACCGCCAAUCACUGACUGAUAAUCGAUCGUAGCAGGAACUGGCGUUAUGGAGGCGGUGUUGAAGAGGCUGCAGACACUGACCGCAGAUCAGCUGAGAGACGAACUCACCGGCGCCGGAGUCAAAUGCGGCCCGAUCACGGCCACCACCCGGAGCAUCUUUGAAAAGAAGCUGGCUCGAGCUCUUCUGGACACCCAGACGGACGGCAGCGGCGAUGCCGCGGUGCAUUCUGGGAGCUCACCUCCUGCUGAGGAGCUCCAGCGGCCAAUCAGUGAGCAGAACAAAGAGGAAGUGACUCACGAAGCGGAAACCCCAGAGACGGAGUCGUCCUCGGAGAGUCCGUCUGUUUAUUACGGCGUGUGUCCGCUGCCGGACGACCCCGCGGCUGAAGAAGGUUCACCGCAUGUGUACGUCAAUAAGACGAAAGCGCUGAAGGUUGUGAUGAAGCUGAAGGGCGCUCGAUUCAAAGCCUUCACCGCUAAAGAAGACGCUGAGAACUUUGCUAAAGGAAUCUGUGUGUCACCACACAAACCGUCCCCAGAGAAAACCAGUGCAGAGUGUUUGCUGAGUUCAGACGCUGUGAAUCUGGAGAAGGCCAAUGAAUUUAAGAGUCCUCGAACGCAAGACCUGACGGCCAAACUGCGCAAAACCGUGGAGAGAGGAGACGAGGAGACGUUCAGAGAGCUCGUCUGGGGAAACCCACGAUAUCUCAUCGGAUCUGGAGACAAUCCCACGAUCGUGCAGGAGGGCUGCAGAUAUAACGUGUUGCAUGUGGCGGCCAAAGAGAACCAGGCGGGCAUGGCUCGUCUGCUGCUGGAGACGCUGGAGGACCCCGAGUUCAUGCGGCUCAUGUAUCCUGACGAUCAGGAGCUCAUGCUGCAGCAGCGCAUUCGAUACAUCGUCGAUCUGUACCUCAACACGCCUGACAAAGCUAGCAACGAGACGCCGCUGCAUUUCGCGUGUAAGUUCGGCUGUCCGGAGGUGGUGGACGUUCUCUGUUCUCAUCCGAGCAUCGACAAACACUGCAGGAACAAAUAUGACCAGAAACCGUCCGCUGUGAUCUGUGAGCGCAAAAACAAGAGUAAAGAGGUGAAGCAGAAGAUCGUGGAGUUUUUGGAAGACAGGUUUUAUGUGCCGUUGUUGCGGGCCGCAGAUAACACACUACAUCCGGUGAUCGGCGCCCCCUGGUGUCCCGAUUCACCAGAGUCCUGCCAUCAGUUGCACAGCCCCAGAAGGAUGAUGGACAGCCCCAAAAACCCAAUAAUGACCAUCAAGGCUUUCGCUGGGCCUCUCAAUUCAUCAAAGGCCGAGGAGUUUCACCGAUUGUGGAAGACGCCGCCGCGUGAGCGAGCCGGAUACUUCCAUCACAUCCUGAAGACUGACUCGGAGCGCGGCGCAGAGCGAGUGGGCAGAGAGCUGGCUCAUGAGAUGGGACACCCGUGGGCCGAAUACUGGGAUUUCCUGAGCUGCUUCAUCGACCUGUCCAGCGAAGACGGCCUGAAGAUGCUGGAGGAACAUCUGAGCUUCACACAGGACAGUCCGAUCAAACAUUCGUCUACGGGGCGCUCCGAUCGAUCGUCCAGGUCGUUUCUUAAUUCUCCCGGAGCAGAGGAAGCGGACGAGCCGCGUCAGUUCCCGGUCUGUGAUCUGAUGCAGGAGUUUGAGAAGGUUCUGGUCUCGUCUGAUCUGACGGAUCGCAGCGCCGAUUCGGGUUGCGCGGCCGAUGACGACGGCUCCACCUGCAGCUCGGACGAGUAUCUCACAGCCGACGAGGACUCCGAUGACGGGACGGCCCGAGGAACACGCGUCCGUCUGGACUCCUCCGGUUCCUCCGGCUCUUCAUUUAAAUCGACGCACAGCGUGACGGAUCUCCAGCGCGGCCCCGCGCUCCGUCACACAGCUCGUGUGUUUAUAGUGGGUAAUUCACCGACGAAGCUGGACAGUGACGUUCUUGUGGCGCUGAAUGACGUGGAGAUCGAGCAGAACUCACAUCCCACACUCGUCCACUGGAAGAACAACGUCUUGUCAUAUCCUCCAUCACAACGACAGAGCUGGCCGUCACCCUCACAGAACCACAGAGACGCCGAGAGCCGCACUUCGCCCGUCUUCAGACUCAACUGGUUAACCGUGUCGCCCAAGUUCAGAAGCCCCGGUCACUUUAACCCCCGGCAGCUGUCGUUCAGCCCGCCGAGCAAACCCUGCAGCCUUUAAGUUUAUAAACACUACGAUGUUCAGCAGACGCAUCACACUUUACAAGCUCUUAAUAGUGGUUUUAUUACAAGUUAAACUUUGUUUUAUGCAACUUUCUAUUUUUGCACAGCAGUUGUGUUGCCUAUAAUACUUGCACUAAUUUUCCAGCAUAAUAAUGUUUGUGAAUGCAGAAAAAAAAUCUGCAUCUGAAAAACUAUAUAUAUAAUAUAUAAUUAUAAUGCAUUGAACUAUGUUUCUUUGUUUAUAUAAAGAUUUGUUAAAGAACAGUUGGGUUGCAUUUGGUAUGUUUUGUCAAUCCACACAAAGGUGCAGAAUGAGCAACAUCCAUGUGUAAGUAUUGCAGUAUUCAUCACAUGCACACGUGUUUAUUUCUGUGCACCAGCAGGUGGCGCUAGUAAAAGACUCUUUAGCUGUAAACAAUCACCUCUGGCAGAGUUACAGGCUUUAUUGUUUAUAAUAUUCUUCUCAGACAAGGGUGUGGGUUUGAUUUUUGGCACUGGUGGGAACAUAACGACAGAUCAAAAUUAUUGCUAGGGUCAAUUUAGUAUUGUGUGUGUGUGUAUUGUUAGAGACAUGUCACAGCGUCUCUGCUAAAUUCUACACCCUUGACAAUCAUAACAAGCGAUGUGCGACUUUGGAAGCUAUAGUUCUCUCCUUAAAUACAAAGAGAUCAAACAGAUUCAUAAGUUUAUCCAAAUUUCAUGAAAAAGCUGUGGAUGUAAUUAUGAUAUAAGUCAAACAUUGAAGUGAGUUGUUCUUCUUCGGAGGAAGAUUCAUUCAUUUGUUUGACAAUGAACCACACAGUUCAUCCAGUUACAUUUUGUGACUUUCUUUCUGCUUUAAUGAUGUUUUCAUUGGAUUUUUUGACUUCCCAGAAAGAAUAUAGGAAAACAGAACUUAAUUUGUGUUUCGUGCCAGCUAAAUUUCACAUACACAAACAAAAAUCUGUCUCUAAACCUCUCUUUUCUUUAUUUAAAGUUGAUCUAGAUAAGUAUGUGGAAACUGGUCCAAGUUCUGUUCAUCCUGAAACAGUCAAAACUCUAAUUCUAUAUUCAUCCUUUGGCUUUUAUAAGGUGAAAAAAACAUGGUAACUUCACAUUAACCAUGGUUUUGCUACACUAACCAUAG